CGCUCUUGCUCGCCGCCAUUUUUGAAGUAUUUUUAAAAAGGUUAUCGUUGCAACUCUUUCGCAUUUACCCUCCAUGACUUCUUUAGUUUCAUGAAAACAGAAAGAUGCCUGAAGACCUGUCCAAUUCCUAUAAUAUACGACCUAAUUUCAAGCACAAGUUCCGUCCUGCUUCUGUAAAAGCAAUCAUUCAUGAUGUUUUGAAUGAGGAACUUUCGGGCAAAAAAUACAGCUCAGAGGAGGCGACUGCAUGGUGUAAACACAUCUCUGAGACUGUGAAAGAAAAACUGAAAGAACUGGAUUUGGACAGAUACAAAUUUAUUGUCCAAGUUGUCAUUGGUGAACAAAGAGGAGAAGGAGUUAAGGUAGCAUGUAGAUGCUUGUGGGACUCAGAUACAGACAAUUACGCACAAGAUAUUUUCAUGAAUGAUACGUUAUUUUGCGUCGUGGCAGCCUACGGUGUCUUCUACUACUGAGCGCAGUUGGUGACCUGCCUUGCUCCUUGUGGAUCUAUUUAAACCUUAUUUACACAAAAGCCUCACCAUUGUAAAUGUAAAUGUUAAUCUUGUGUACAAAUGGCAUUUCAUUCACCCUGUUGAGCGGUUUUCUUGUGUUGCCAUAAAUUAAACAGCGGGGUGAUUUUAGUCAUGAGACUAGUGACUGCUCAUGUGUCAAUUAAUGCUUUUGUAAAGGUUUUUUUUUUUUUUUGUCUUUUUGGUCCUACUGUGAGUGAACACGUUGUAUACCAGUCACACCUCUUCCGCAAACUUUUCUCCCACAUUCGAAGUAAAUCAUAAAUGUUUUCAAUUCUUCGCGAAUAGCUGAAAUUUGUCUUAAAAAUUUGUAGAAUAUCAUGCCAUAAUUGUUAUUUAUAGCACGAUUUUCGUAAAAUUUAAUAAAGUGGUCAUCUUUUAAGCGCCGCA
This is a messenger RNA of Pocillopora damicornis (cauliflower coral), 920 nucleotides long. RefSeq names its product dynein light chain Tctex-type protein 2B. Gene Ontology annotation, biological process: microtubule-based movement. Gene Ontology annotation, cellular component: cytoplasmic dynein complex; cytoplasm. The record is from RefSeq and is a predicted model, not a curated record. NCBI's taxonomy places the organism in Eukaryota, Metazoa, Cnidaria, Anthozoa, Scleractinia, Pocilloporidae. Gene Ontology annotation, molecular function: dynein intermediate chain binding.